AUACCAACUUGUUUUGCAAAAAUGCAGAGUCGACUCCUGAAACAAUUUUUGUUGGAGAGUUUAGAUUUUAGACCGUUUUAGAUUGGCGGCGACAAGGGAAACACACAGCACGAAGCAAUAGGAAGAUGAGCGGCGAUGGGAUCUUGGGGAUCAGGGAUUCCAAACAAAGCAAAGCAGCCAUAACCAGAAGAAGAAAUUGGCUCAAGAGACGAGAAACAUGGUUAGUGGUUCUUGGAGUGAUCCUGCACGCAGUCUACAUGCUCAGCAUCUUCGACAUCUACUUCAAGACCCCCAUUGUUCACGGAAUGGAUCUCGUCACUCCCCGCUUCAGCGCCCCUGCGAAGCGUCUCGUGCUUCUCGUUGCUGAUGGUUUGCGUGCUGAUAAGUUUUUCGAGCCAGAUUCAGAGGGACAUUUUAGGGCACCAUUUUUAAGAAGUGUGAUUAAAGGCCAUGGUCGUUGGGGAGUAUCUCAUGCUCGACCUCCUACAGAAUCAAGGCCUGGACAUGUUGCUAUAAUUGCCGGUUUCUAUGAGGACCCUAGUGCAGUUACAAAGGGAUGGAAAGCUAAUCCAGUUGAAUUUGAUUCAGUUUUUAAUCGCAGCAGGCAUACAUUUGCUUUUGGUAGCCCAGAUAUUGUUCCAAUAUUUUGUGGUGCCUUACCACACAGCACUUGGAAUUCCUAUCCUCAUGAAUUUGAAGACUUUGCUACUGAUGCAUCCUUUUUGGAUGAGUGGUCUUUAGAUCAAUUUCAAAGCCUUCUAAAUAGGUCCAAAGAAGACCCAGAGUUGAAGAGAUUACUUCAGCAGGAUAAUCUUGUUAUAUUUCUACAUCUACUUGGUUGUGACUCCAAUGGUCAUGCACAUCGGCCUUUUUCAUCCAUUUAUCUCAACAAUGUUAAGGUUGUUGAUCAUAUUGCCAAAGAGGUUUAUAAUUUUGUUGAGGAUUACUUCAAGGACAACCUUACAGCAUAUAUUUUCACCGCAGAUCAUGGCAUGAGUGACAAAGGAAGUCAUGGGGAUGGGCAUCCUUCAAAUACUGACACCCCCCUAGUUGUUUGGGGAGCAGGUGUUAAAUAUCCCUUGCCACUCUCCAACAGCAGCCAUCAUGAUUGUAGUUAUCGUUUUGUCGAUGAACAUGCACAUGACACGCCAACACCUAAAGCAUGGGGCCUUGAUGGCAUUGAACGGGUGGAUGUUAAUCAAGCUGAUAUUUCACCUCUCAUGUCAACCCUACUGGGUUUGCCUGGUCCUGUUAACUCAGUUGGAAAUCUACCUCUUGGUUACAUUAACAUGAAUGAGGAAGAUGAAGUUGAAGCUGUUCUGGCUAAUACUAAACAAAUUCUUAACCAGUUUCUUCGCAAAUCACAAAUAAAGCAGUCACAUUCAUUGUAUUUCAAGCCUUUCAAGCCACUAGCUAAGUAUUCCUCAUUGCUGGAUCAUAUUGAGGAUUUAGUAUCUACAAGACACUAUAAAGCUGCAAUGGAACUAUCUGAAAAUCUCAGAAGCUUGGCACUUGAGGGACUUCACUAUUUUCAAACCUAUGAUUGGCUGAUGCUGAUGACUGUAAUUACUCUUGGCUACAUUGGUUGGAUGGUCUUUCUUGUUCUUCACGUGCUGCAAGCUUAUACUUCAUUUCAAGGCAAUGUAUUCAGAAAGGAGCAAGCAGUCCAUCAGAAAUACUAUAUUGGAAAAAUACACUUCUGUGGUUGUCUCUUUAUGGGAAUAUGUUCUACUCUGUUGUUUGUGGAGCGGUCUCCUCCCCUUUACCAUGCAUAUGUUGCAAUGACAGUAUUUUUGUGGACACGAAUCCUUAAUGAAUAUGCACUUAUAAAAGCACUAUGGAGACACUUAAGUGGGAGAAAAUUCCAUUAUGCUGUUAAACUCUUCAUUGCUGUAGUCAUAUCAGUGAUCAUUCUUGAAUUUCUGGUGAAUAGCUUCACAGAAAGGAAGCUGUAUACUUGGUGUUUUCUGACAGUUGGUGUCCUAGCUUCUGUUUAUCUUUACAGUUUAAUUCCUUGGAGAUCUGGGAUACCAGUUUUUGUUUGCUUUGCCUGUUGGUUUUUAUCUAUAUUUACUUUGAUGCCUGCAGAAAUUCCUGACAAUAAUAAGUUGGUAGUUGCAAGUGGAGCCAUGAUUAUCAUCUUUGGAUUAACAGCAAGGUGGCUGGACCGGCAUGCAGAUGGAAACAAGUAUUGGUCAAGUAUCUCUAACCAAGGAAUUAGAAAACUCCGGUUCCCCAUGCUCUUUCACUUACAGGCACUUUUGGUUGGAUUAUCAUCAAUAAUGGUGUUUUUAUCUACAUCUCAUAGAACUGAGAAGCAAGAACUACAUGCGUGGCACCAGCUGAUAAACUGGUCUAUUGCUGGUUUCUCUAUGGUCCUUCCACUCUUUUCAGAUGAUGGUCUCUUGUCUAGACUUAAUUCUAUAUUUCUUGGUUUUGCACCAACAUUCCUUCUCCUAUCCAUUGGAUAUGAAGCUGUAUUCUAUGGUGCCCUUGCCCUUGUACUCAUGGCAUGGAUAUUAUUUGAACACACACUUAUGUAUAAAGUGAGAAAAUCUUCUGCUUCCAUAAAGAAUUCAGAGGAACUUUCAAUUCUUGAAGACGGUUGUAGAUCCUUGAAGUUAUCUGAUGUUAGGAUUCCAUUGACUUUUAUGGUCUUGUUUAACAUUGCCUUCUUUGGGACUGGAAAUUUUGCAAGUAUUGCAAGUUUCGAGAUUUCAUCCGUUUACCGGUUUGUCACAGUUUUCAGUCCCUUUCUUAUGGCAGCUCUCCUCAUCUUCAAGUUAUUCAUACCAUUCAUGCUUGUCAUAUGUGCUUUCAGUGCAAUAACCAAACUAUUACAAGUUCCUCGGUUAGGAUGCUAUUUUCUUGUAAUAUUAUUUUCAGAUGUGAUGACCAUCCACUUCUUCUUCCUGGUGCGGAACACAGGAAGCUGGAUGGAAAUUGGUAACAGCAUCAGCCAUUUUGGGAUAAUGAGUGCCCAAGUUGUUUUUGUGCUGCUACUUUUUGCUCUCACAAAUGUAUACACCAAAGACAUCCGAAUUAAACCAGCUAGCCCAUCCUCCAGAAAAGCAAUGUGAUCCACAAGAAACUAGGAUUAUAAGCAUUGAGCUCGUCCUCAAAGUUCACUAUAAGAUGAGCAUUUCAGAGUCUAGUACCGGCCGUGAAUAAUCUAGAGCAGUCUUCCACAACAGUUUCCAAUUUUUACGAUGCUUCCCUGAGCUUCUGAAUACAUGAGAAACUUGAACCUGGUAAUCUUCCAAAAUUUUACGAUUCAGUCUUACAUACUUACCUGGUUACAUUCAAAUAAUUUUUUUCCUCUUUUUUUUUUUUUGGGCAUUUAUUGAGGGUGCUAAUAGGAUUUAGAGGAAUGGUUGUAAGCUUAUUGGCAAAUUCUGCCUCCCUUUCUUGAGGCAUUUAAACCAUUAUUUGCUGUAAAAGUAGAUAGAUCUUCAUCCUUUGAAGGUUUCUGAAAGUUAUAGAAAUGGAAUGGAAUCUUGAAAUUUAUCAUGCAUCAAGCGAUGACCUCCAAAUAGCAGAAAGUAGGCGGCUGGGAAAUGAUGACUUGGGAAGAAAAAUGAGUAGCUUAC
Molecule: messenger RNA, 3590 nt
Organism: Rubroshorea leprosula
Lineage: Eukaryota; Viridiplantae; Streptophyta; Magnoliopsida; Malvales; Dipterocarpaceae
Source: the annotation of a GenBank genome assembly